UUAGGUUAUAUUUCAUAUGAUACUUCUAUCUACCUAUUUUCAAUCUCUCUUUUUCUCUUUCUGUGAAUUUGUUUAAGAGUAUUAUAUCAAAGAAAUUAAAGGUGUUGCUAUUAAUUGCUUUGCAAAUCGUAUCUACGGAGCAGCCUAUGUCCUCUGACUCUCAAUCAGGUGAUUCAAAAUCUUCGUACAAACCAGAAAAGCUUUCUGUUUGUAUGCAAUCAUAUAAUAUGGACUAUCAAGGACACUUUGAGCUAGGUUUUGGCCAGCCACUGGGCCGGAUUAUGCUACCAUUGAAUUUGACCUCUGAUGAAAGCCCAAUAUUUGUCAAUGCCAAGCAAUAUCAUGGGAUACUUAGGCGUAGAAAACUCCGCGCAAAGGAAAUGGAGAAGAAAUUACUUAAACCGCGCAAGCCAUUCUUGCACCUCUCGCGCCAUCUUCAUGCCAAGCGCCGACCUAGGGGAGGUGGGGGCCGCUUCUUGAACACGAGGAAGAUGAAUGGAAGUAUCAACGAUGAUGCAAAAGGUACAACCAAGACUAGCAACACGAAAUGCCAUACCACUGGAUCACAAAAUUCUGAAGUUCUACAGUCUGAUGUAUUCAAUUUUAACUCAACAAAGGAAAUAGCUAACAAUAUGUCCUCUGUUGAGGCUUUUCUUGAUAUAAUAAAUACUGGCCAUGAGAUUCUCAUAGCCAGUGAGUGGGGUCCGCAGCAGCAGAUAGCUGCUGCUAAAACCUGAGAAUUUGAUGACUUUGCAUCCUUCCUACAACCAAAUUGGAGGUCUAUAGACUCUGGUUCCUAGUUCCUACGCGAUUUGGUUGCUAGAAUAGGCAAAUCAUCCUUGGCUAUCCACAUUAAGGUUGCUUCUACAUAUCAUUCCAUGUAGCUAUCCAGGUAGCCACAUGGAUGUUAUGAAGCGCUAAAACCUUAAUGCACUUUUUAUUAUAGUAGGACGUAUAUCCUAUAUGUAAAUAAGUUCAUCAAGGUUCAAAUUAUCGAGUUUGUGAUGUUGUGUAAAUGUUGGCUUGUACAAAAGUAUGAUUUAGUAUUUGGUGUGUUUGAGACUGGACUUGUACUAAGAUGGAAAUGAAGUGUUUAUGAUUAAAGUA
This is a messenger RNA of Solanum dulcamara, 1107 nucleotides long. RefSeq names its product nuclear transcription factor Y subunit A-2-like. The coding region runs from base 147 to 737 and encodes 196 amino acids. Gene Ontology annotation, biological process: regulation of transcription by RNA polymerase II. NCBI's taxonomy places the organism in Eukaryota, Viridiplantae, Streptophyta, Magnoliopsida, Solanales, Solanaceae. The record is from RefSeq and is a predicted model, not a curated record. Gene Ontology annotation, molecular function: DNA-binding transcription factor activity, RNA polymerase II-specific; RNA polymerase II cis-regulatory region sequence-specific DNA binding. The transcript has 5 exons.